ACACCGAUCUCUUACCCAGUGCCACUGAAGAGCAUCUCAGUAACCCUGACCAUAAAUGACUUUGUGGCUGCUGUGGCUGCCACCUUAACCUAUGAGAAUAAGGAGAACAUCCCAAUAGAGGCCACCUUUGUGUUCCCCGUGGAUGAAGACUCUGCUGUCUACAGCUUUGAAGCCUUGGUGGAUGGGAAGAAAAUUGUGGCAGAAAUGCAGGAGAAGACAAAGGCUCAUAGCAACUAUGAGUAUGCCCUCACCCAGGGCCACCAGGCUUACUUAUUAGAAGAGGAUGACUAUUCCAGGGAUAUCUUUGCUUGCAAUGUGGGGAACCUCCAGCCUGGGGCUAAGGUUGCAGUUACCCUGAAGUAUGUGCAGGAACUUCCCCUAGAAAAAGAUGGGGCCCUGCGCUACCUGCUCCCAGCAAUCUUGAAUCCAAGAUACCAGCUCUCUGAAGAGUCAGCGAGCAGUUGCUUGAAUAUGAAGAGUCCCAUAUUUCCUGUGGAGGACCUGCCCUACACACUCAGCAUGGUUGCCACCAUUACCUCCCAGCAUGGCAUUGAGAGGGUCCAAUCCAACUGCUCCUUGAGUCCUAUUCAGUACCUUACAGAUGACAAGACUUCUGCUCAGGUUUCCUUGGCUGAGGGACACAAGUUUGACCGAGAUGUAGAACUCCUCAUUUACUACACUGAAGUGCACAACCCCACUGUAGCUGUGGAGAUGGGGAUGCAGGACGUGAAGCCAGAUAGUUUGAUGGGAGCUCCUGUUGCAAUGGUGAGCUUCUACCCAGACAUCCCAGAAGUGGAGGCCUCAAGGGCCUGUGGAGAAUUUGUGUUCCUCAUGGACCGCUCCGGAAGUAUGGACUCCCCCAUGAGCACCCAGAAUAAUUCUCAGCUGCGCAUAGAGGCUGCCAAGGAAACUCUGUUGCUCUUGCUAAAGAGUUUGCCAGUGGGCUGUUAUUUCAACAUCUAUGGAUUUGGAUCUACCUAUGAAAAAUUAUUUCCGGAGAGUGUGAAGUACACUCAGGAAACAAUGGAGAAAGCAGUGGAAAGAGUGAAGGAUUUAGAUGCUGAUCUAGGGGGCACUGAAAUCUUGACACCACUUUGCAACAUUUACAAGGCCCCCUCCAUUCCUGGCCAUCCCUUACAGCUUUUUGUCUUCACAGAUGGAGAAGUUAGUGACACAUUUAGUGUCAUUAGAGAAGUUAAGUUAAACAGCAAGAAACACAGAUGUUUCUCAUUUGGAAUUGGAGAAGGAGCGUCCACCAGUUUAAUCAAAGGCAUCGCCCGGGUAUCAGGGGGCAGUGCAGAGUUUAUUACAGGCAAGGACAGGAUGCAGACCAAGGCUCUUGGGUCUCUAAAGUUUGCUCUACAGAGUGCAGUGGAGGACAUCUCUCUGACCUGGGAUUUGCCACCUGGUCUGUCUGCUAACAUGCUUUCUCCAGAGCAGACUGCCACCUUUAGGGGUCAGAGGUUAAUCAUCUAUGCCCAACUGACUGGGUUUAUGCCCCAAACGGAGAGCUCAGGAGCAGUGUGUCUCAAGUAUACCCUCCAGGGCAAAAGUCUUGAAAACAGGGUGGUAUUUUCCCUACAACCCAAGGCAAAUUCCAGCUUCACCAUUCAUCGGUUGGCUGCAAAGUCCUUGAUUCAGAUCAAAGACCUGGGCCCCAGUAAGACCUCAGAAAGAGAAAAAGAGGAUGUGGUGAACAUCAGCAUUCAGUCUGGAGUCCUCAGCUCCUUCACAGCUUUCAUCGCCAUAAACAAAGAGCUCAACCAGCCAGUUCAGGGCCCUCUAGCUCACAGAGUGAUUCCAAGGCCGAUGAUACUUUCGAAACGGCCAACGAUUGGUUCUUAUCGAUGCUGUAGCGUAAGUUUAGCAGCAUGUGCAGCAUCUUCUUCAGGUCCUAUCCCUUUGAAAGUGAGAUCUUCACCUAUCCAAAAAAGUGGAAAGAUGAGAAUGAGAAAUUUUUGCGCUAAGAAAACCAACUUACAAAACGACCACAAAGCUUUUGGAGAGAAUGUUAUUGUGCAGUUGAUUUCCCUCCAAACGGCAAAUGGCUCCUGGAAGCUGGAUGAAGAUCUGGCCAAGAUCCUGGGCACUAAUUUGAGAGACCUCAAAGCUGCAAACCCUGCCAAGCAUGAAGACCCAUCAGCCUGGGCCACAGUGCUGGCAGUGGUCUGGCUGCAUGCCAAUGGCAAGGACUUGAAGUGCGAGUGGGAGCUUCUGGAAAGAAAGGCUGUGACCUGGCUUCAUGACCAUGCAGGCUCCUCCAUCCCCAUGCUUGUGCAGGCUGCCAAUGGUCUCCUGAAAGUAUCUGUGAAUCCUGAGGCCUUUGACAUCUGAGGAUGUCACCCAUGAAACAAGAGCACUGCCUGGCUUCCACUGAGUCCCUCAUUUCUUCUUGGCUGAGAAAGAUUUUGCAUUUUAUAUUUACUGUUUUCUUUCUUGUAAUAAAAAGAACAGUCC
Acomys russatus (golden spiny mouse) is the source of this 2457-nucleotide messenger RNA. RefSeq names its product von Willebrand factor A domain-containing protein 5A-like. The record is from RefSeq and is a predicted model, not a curated record. The transcript has 17 exons. The annotation marks the transcript as partial. NCBI's taxonomy places the organism in Eukaryota, Metazoa, Chordata, Mammalia, Rodentia, Muridae.